GGUGUCACGGCGUGGUCUACUCCCACCGGCACCAGGGAGUGAUCGAGUCGUUGAACUUUCCAAACAACUACCCAGCCAACGGUCUGUGCAGCUGGACCAUCCAGGCCAGCACUGGAAACACAAUCAACUACACCUUCAACGCCUUCCAGCUAGAGGCCACGUCCAGCUGCAGCUUCGACUACAUCAAGCUCUAUAACGGGCCUGAUGAGCAGGCUCCUUUGAUUGGUGCGUUCUGUGGGAACACGCCCCCUCCAGCCAGCAGCACUACAGGCUCAGCCCUAACCGUGGUGUUUAGAAGUGACUCCUCCAUUUCCAUGGCUGGCUUCCAGAUGAUGUGGUACCAGAACGGAUGUGGAGGAGAUCUCCAUGGGCCCAGCGGCUCCAUCAGCAGCCCGGGUUACCCCAACAAGUACCCUGAAAACAGAGAGUGCAUCUGGUACGUCACCACCUCACCUGGAAGCAGCAUCACCAUGACCAUCCACGAGUUUGAUGUGGAGUUCCACGCAGACUGCAACUAUGACGUUCUAGAAGACUUUGGAGAUGAUGCAGAUGCUUUAGGUCUGCAGCCAGCUGUUGGGACGGUUCUGCUGAACAAGCGUCCGAUAAAAGGCAAAGACCUGAACGAUUUCUGGAAUAGGUGCAUGUCUGAUAACCUCAUGCACAUGGGGAAGUCAGUGCGUUUCACUCUGUCCGUGGACUCUAGUGUCUCUGCUCUGAAGAUAAAAGGAAAGUUCACCCGCUGA
Cyprinodon variegatus (sheepshead minnow) is the source of this 743-nucleotide messenger RNA. RefSeq names its product cubilin-like. The transcript has 5 exons. The annotation marks the transcript as partial. NCBI's taxonomy places the organism in Eukaryota, Metazoa, Chordata, Actinopteri, Cyprinodontiformes, Cyprinodontidae. The record is from RefSeq and is a predicted model, not a curated record.